AUGGCGGAGCUGCGCUACACGGGUCCGGCGGGCUCCAGGGUGUCGUCGCCCCCGGUGAAGCGUGGGGGAGGGGUCGACGAUGGGGAUGGGGCAGAUCCCCUGGUGACGGGGCGGGAGGAGGAGGACGACGGCCGGCGCGCCCACCAUUUCCCUUCCUCCCGAGGGGGAGGGUGGGGAAGGGGUAGGUACAGGGACUGGUGCUCCUACCUCUGUUCCUUCCUACGCGCGGAAGAUCCCAUGGCUUCCCCCUCCCGUUGUGCCGUCGUCUGCUGGGCAUUCUCCGUCAUCCUCUGCCUCUCCGUCGUCGCGAGCCUGUACCUCCCUUCGUUGUGGAGUCGCAUGGUACGAUCUCGCUCUGUUAGCCUCCCCCCGCUCCGCUCCCGCUGUUCACCAUAGUCAGUGGAAAGAGUAUGACGUCAGGCCUCAGUCUCACCUGAGGUGGUUGAGCACUUCGGCUCAGAUCUCGGGAAGUUGGGGAGAGUUGAGGCUGGUCUCCCUUUAGAUCUUGGAGUGAGACCUAAGAUCUGAAUCUCAACUGUCUUCUCUUCUUGGCUUGUCCCGGUUCCAUAGUGGAAAUUAUGAUUGGCAGUAGUUCCAGCUAGAGCAGUCGAUCGCGUAAUUCUGCACGUCUGUUCUUCUGCGGAUGAAUAAUUGUCGUUCGUGAGUCAAGUUGCCAUUCGCCUUGUUUCGCGUUCAGUGUACGUUGCAGUCAGGUUCCUUCCAUCUAGUCGACAAACGAAGCCCUACAAUCGUGGAGAGACUCCCCGAUCGUGAGGGAGUUUUCUCGGUUUUUGACCUACGAUUUACACUCAAAGAUCUGAGACGGCUAAUUCUACGGGAACUUUAGAUCAGCAAAGGUUUGAAGGCAUCGGCUUACUAUGUGGACACUAAAAUCAUCUCUUGUGCCAUGCAUCGAGGAUUUUGUUCAGCUUGCCAAGAUGGUCAUCUUUCUUGAAAAUUAACCUAUGGCGACAUACUUGUUAGAAGAUGCUGAAAUCUGGUUUAGUCAUGAAAAAUUUAUUGAGGUUGAUGAGUUCAUUAGCAUAUGAUUGCAUCCCUCUCACGGGACAAACACAUCUCAUUUAUGGGUUUCUUUUUUCUGUAGAAUGUUCCCUACUUAUGUACGAAGGUCGGAACGGCUAUCCAAUGCCCCAGUGUAAGUUUUUAUUUAAAGUAUUUUUAGUACCGAAUGUCACUCUUUAUGGAAGCAUCUUUAGAGACCUGUUUAUGGUUGUUCCUUCUCCCUGUAGGUAAAAGAACCUCCUUCUUUAUGGGAGAAUCCAUAUUCUGCUUCAACAUCUUGGAAGGCAUGUGCUGAACGACGUGAGGAUGAGCUUUCAGGCAUGCUCGUAUAUCUGAUCGAAAGAAUAAUAUUUCUGGGGAAUUUUCUCUUGCUGUUUGUAUUUUUGAAUUUCUGUGUGAAUCUUUGGGUAUUGGUAGACAAGAUAUACCUGUCUAAGUCUGCAUGAGGUUCUGAAAUCAUGUCCAGUGUGGCUACUGGAGAGGACAUUGUAUUCUAAAUACACCCCUGUGCUGUAUUUUAAUGCUAAAGAGUUUUCAGUGAAGAUCGUUGGAUUCUAUUGACUUCGUUUCAAACACAGAGUUUCCAUUAGACUAUUAAUAUUUGAAAUAGAUUUCUCAGAAGCUUGUUUUACCAGUAGCUGUUGGUAAACAAAGAGCUUAUGUCUGUCCAUGAAUCAAUCAGGUUUACCUGCUUCUACUUAUUUACGUAUAUCAAUCAGGUUUCUCUUUAGAGGGCUUUAAUUAUUUUAAAGGCCCCAACAUGUUGAGGUGGCUUCAACUAGAGAUAUGUAAUGGAUUUGAUGGGAAAAUGUAUGUAAGCAUGUGAAUAUUCUUUUAACUUGGUUCACCGUGGGUAUUUAAGACAUGAGCUAACAAUUAUGCUUGCUUCUCUUUGAAGACAGAUGCCCAGUUUCAUAAGAGAAAUGUCUAAAGUUUUAUAUUAUGAGGGUUUCUUCUAUAAGUCUUUUUUCUGUUGGAAUGACACGUGCAAAACACAAGAGAUGGUCUUUCGAAAAGAAUUACUAAAUUUUGCUUUUUAGGAUACGCUAAGCACCGUCAAAUUUUCUGCAGACUAGUUGAAGCUCACCAUCAAAUGUAAGCUAUCAUAAAAUUACGGAUAGAAAGAGCCAAGAAAAUUCAUGAAGUUUUGAGGCCUUGGAUAUUAAGAAUUGAGCCUUGCCCAAAUUUAAUUAAAUGUUUUACUGUACACAUUCUCCUUACAUGAUGAUUUUAUCACGCCUACACCUCUUCAGACACGCCAGCUAGCCUGCGACUAGUUUGUACUACAUUAUAAUAGCGUAGUUGUAUGUUCUUUGUCAUCUGGUUCAUCAUUUAAGGUCCAUUUCACUUACUUUGAGGUUCUUCCUCAGUUCAAGGUCAACAAAGUUCUUUUACCUAUCGAGGUGCUAUUUUUAUGUAUUACUCUUCGGACAGUAAAAAGUUCCCCAACUCCUCCUUAAGUUGACAUAUGAUAGCUUGGCUCCGUGAUAUGUAAACUCUUUAAUUCGUCUCUUUAAUCACUUUUCAAAUUGCCUAAUGUUUUUCAUAUGUACCCUUCUGCAUGUUUUGUGUAUAGAUAAUCUUGCUUGGUGUUGUGUGCAAACAUACCAGUGUUAUCAUUGCAAAGAAAGCCGAGCAUGCUUCUUAUCAUAUGCCAAGUGUUAUAUUGUGGUUUUGGCUGUCUGGAAAAAAUUGAGCCCAAUCCUUUUCUUCUUUGCUCUUUCAGAAUACAGAGAGGAGGCUUUUCCCUGGACGCAAAACAUUAUUCUAUUUGGAUAUUAGUCAGAUUCAUGCUUAGAGUAAAUAAAAGUACAUUCUCUAGACAUCUAAAGAAAUAUAGGGACACUGAAAACAUAAGAGGGAGGCUAUGAAAGAUGAUUACACUUGGGCUGUGACCACCUGCAUGAUAACCAUACGGUGGACUUGUGUUUAUGAUAUUUUUCUGUUUAAUAUUUUUAUGCAUUUUUAAAAAAAUAUUUAGAAGAGAAAAUGGUAUUUUACCAUUAGUCUAAAUAUAACUUUAGCCUUGCAUCACAUAAAUGAUUAGUAGUGCAAAUGACGUGAAAGCAAAAACAUAGCCCAUUAGGAUAGAGAGGUGAAGUUGACAGUUUUAUAUCACCUUUGAGAGGUUCGGAUUUAAUGGUCUCUUCACAUUCCUGGAAUCUGGGGAAAUGUGUCCAGUAUAUGUCCUAAUUGAAGUUAAAAUUCGUAAUUUAUCAUUGUAAGAAAUGUAUUCAAACAUAUAUAGCUUUUUUUCACUGUUAACUUGAUUUACACAUGGAUUAACGGACUGAAUCUGAGUACCAUAUUAAGUUGUUCGAAGUUAUCAGUUUACUCUGAUAGCUUUUCUCUUAUAUGCCCUUCUUUGUAUUCUUGUUACCUUUUUCUCCUUUUAAAAUUUUUACUUACGAAAAUAUCCUUUAUCUUUUUUGCAGGAGUGCCUGGUGAAAAUGAAACAACUGGCUACUUAUUCGUUCAUGCAGAGGGUGGUCUAAAUCAGCAACGAAUCACUGUAAGGGUGUUCCUUGAAAGAAUAUUGAGUUUCUAAAGUGAAAUUCGUUGCCUCGAUUUUUGUAUUCUACUGGAUUAUGUUCUGUAUCAAGGUGCUGCUUUAUUGGACUUCAUCUGCUUUAUCAUUUUAUGGUCAAAGUUGUUGCAUUGAUGCUUAUUCGACAGAAUUAAUUUUCUUCAUUGUAUUAAAAUUUAUGUAUACGUUGUAGAAUUUGGAUUUGGAGAUCGGUUCCAAAGAUAGCCUCCCCACAGAUGGAGGAAUCCAAUGCCAUCUUUACACUGAAUGUUAAACCGUUGGACGUCAAUUGUGAAAGAAACUAAAACACAAUUAACGCCUCGGAGAGACUGUUACUAAAAAAUGACAACUCUGAGAUUGAAGAUGAAUGUGAUGGAAAUUUCGAUCCAUCAUCAUGGUAACUUGAAAGAUUUUAAAAUUUAGGUGAAAACCAUUUGAAAGAUGAUGAUUAAAAGUUGCUAAUCUCAUGUGCCAUCUCGCUAAUAUAGAUAAAGAUGCUUUUUCUUUUGUGCACUUACUGUUUGCUUUGUUAGGAAAGAAAAAGAGAGUGAUACAUUUAAGCUCAUUGCAGUUGCAACUCAUCUUAAGGUGGAUUACCAGUAGUUGAUUCACCAGGUCUAGGGUUCAUGGUUCACACACUCAGACGAAUAAGGUCUUCACCUUUGAUAUAGUAUUUAAAAACUGAUGUUUUACCCUCAACAAUGUGACCAUGUAGCAUGUGAACUUGAAGCUUCUUGGACACGGGAUUAUAUAGCAGGAUCUGGAUCCAAUAUCAAGACUGGACUUGCAGAUGACAGAAAAGUCGUGUAUGCGUGCUAAAAUAGCGAAGAUUUGAGUGGCAGAUUUUACCAAUAAUGAAGACACAAAAAUUAAGUCAGAUCGCAGAAAGAUGAUUGUAGUGACUAUCGUUCUUUUUCUUGAAUGAUGACUUUGAUUGUAAUAAUAAUCCUGCUUUUAGGAAUCAGGGCAAGGAACAUGUUGCAGUGGAUUGCAUUUUCACUCCUAUGAUAAUGUGAACUCUGUUGAUGAUGAAGUUGGAAGUUGGACAGGGUGCAUGAAAUCAGCAUGUAGGAGUUCAUGUUACUAGGAUAGAUUUGAUGGACGUUUGAAUUAUUAAUUUUAUUUUCCAAUUACUCUCCUUUCAAGGCUUCACAAUUUGACAACAGUAACACCGUUCACUUCACUGUGGAGCUGUUUUCUGAGGAAAGACAACUAACCCUUGAGGUCAUUGUGGUCAUUAUCUAUUUUUACAAUCUCCAAAAAGUUCAUCUAGAGGUUGUGGAAAUGCCACUGCGGUCUUCUGUGUCAGAUUUGGACUCCUUAUUUUCUGGGGUUGAUUCAAAGCAGGCUGGGAUCUGUCAGCUGGUACCUUAACCCUAUUCAUCUUUAGCCGUAUUCAUCCUUAACUGAUACUUUCUAAGGUUGGUUCAAUCCAGAUUGAGUCCGUUCAUUACCUUAACCCUAUUCAUCGUCCUUGCACACCCCACGCUCUAGUCACCUGAUGACCUUUCCGAAAUGAAUGAGAAAACCGAAGGGCUUGUGUUAGGCCUGCGGGCUGCCUCCUUUUCAUUCGGACUCCUGGCUGCUGUCUUUAUUUGCUUCUCUGUUGUGCUGGUUAAACCAUGUCUGGGAGCUUGAUAUCCUCUGUGAUAGUGUGAACAGGUCAUAAUCUUCUGUUCUCUUUCAAAUGUACCUCUGUCAUAAUCUUCUGUGUAUAGACAACUAAAUAUCUUUACCAAUAUGCUCUCCAGAAUUCACAUAGAUUGCCAUUAGUGUUCAAGUUUUUUGAAUUUGUUUUUUUCUGUCAUUUUCGUUAUUUUUUCUUCCUUAUGUUAGUCGUGAGCCAUUGUUCUGUUAAUUUUGAUUUGAUUUUGUGUUAUUUUCUUGCAGAUAUGUAAUGGUGUAGCUGUAGCAAAAAUAUUGAAUGCAACACUUAUUCUACCAGAAUUGAAGCAGGACCAGAUCUGGAAAGAUAAAACGUGAGAUACUUUAAUUAUCUCUCUUUCAUUGUCUAACAGAGAAUUAGUAGCAUCUUAUAUCGUUUCCUUUUGUCAUGUACUUUUCUGCUUGCAUAUUUUUGCUGAAGUAAAAGGAACACACAAUCAGAAACUAGCAAUCAUUAUCUAAAUAUCAGUUUUUUUUUUUUCGUGAUAAUCUCAACUCUAUCCUUUUUUGAUAGUUUAUGUCUCACUUCUCUAUUCAUAUUGAUCUAUCUAACAUCAUUCCAAAGACCAUUUUUUGUGUGUGGUGUGAAGAUUGUUUGAUCUUAGGAAGUGAAGUAAAAUUGAUUUCUUGUAGUGUUUACAAAAAUACAUUUCAUGACUGAAAAGUACAUCCUAAAAUGUUUUCUUGCUGGUUAAUAUUGGUUCUGUGACGAAAAUUUCGUACAACAAUCCCUUGAUGUUGCCAUUAUUUUGUGAUGUUUAGUUUUUUUUCAACACGUAUUGUUAUUGUUCCAUUCCAUUGAAGAUGUUUCUCGGAUAAUUUCUCGUUUGCCUGUGUAAAAGUAAAUGAACUCUUCUUAGAAAUACAAUGAGUUUUUUCUUAUUGAUCUCAUAAAUGACCGCAAAAAGUGGUAAAAGUCAACACUUGAAAUUGCUUAAUUGCUCACUCUCCAUUCAAAUGGAGUAUUUACUUUUUAUCCAAGUAUAAAAUAAAAGGACAAUGACAAAAAACUACAUCAUGAGAGCUAUGAGAUAGUGUCUUUGAGGAACAAUGGGAAAGAACAUUUGAAAAAAAAAGGGCUUGCAUCUGUCUUCAUGUAUGCAAUGGUUUGCAAUGAUGGUGUCUUCUUCUACUCAUCCUAUGGCUGAUAGUGAGUUCUGCAAUAUGAGAGCUGGCAUCAGAUAGGUUGUGGCUCUAGCUGCUGCAUGUAGAAGCAGCGAUCGUCUAUUUUUUCUAUUAUUUCUCCGCUCUUCGCUUGAUAUUAUAUCACGAGAAAUGUACAUAUUGCACCCAAGAAGUGAUAUUAUUUCAACAAAUAAACUUCAUGGAUAGUGAUAGAAAACUUUGUAAACCUAUCAUUCGUUGAAAUAAAGUAUUUGGAAUCGAGGUCCAACUUUGGUUAUUUCAUUCCUCCACCUCUGUUGAUAUCCUGGAUUCAUGUGUCUGGUGAUGCUGUUACUGAGCUGAAGUCUAUAUUCUAUCAUGUGUCAAGUCUAAUGGAGCUUGAAUAUGAUUGUGUAUGUUAAAAUCACGCAAUAUGAAUGUGAUUGUUGCGGAAUCAUACAUGCAUUCCACAGAUACAAUGAAAGUGAAAUAGAUAUUUCUUUCAUUUAUUCCCCAUACGAACUUCAUUAUAGGAUGGUGGUUAAAAUAAAUGUCCAAAAAUAAAAAGUACUAAUGACUUCAGAAGAAUGUUAUACCAAUCGGAUAAUAUAAUCAUAUCUUAUCUACAAAAAAAUGUAGUGCACAAAGUACUUCUGGAAGUUAGAGGAACAUCCGCCCAUGGGCAAGUAUUUUGAAGGAGCUAUUUUGAUUGCAAUAUGGAGAAUAAUGAGGAUGAUGUAAAUUAUUUGGUUAAGUACGAUUAAAUAACGAUCUGGUAGAAAUCAUAGUCAUUGUUUCCUAUUCGUCUGCUAAAUGCUGGAGUCAUUAUUUUUCUGACGAUAUGGUUCUUUUGUUUUUUGUCACAGCUUUAUGUUUUGUCUCAUGUUAACUAGAAUUUGUGAGUGGAAUAAACUGAUCUUCGGAGACUAUAAUGCUAUCUUAAAAGCUAUUUAGUUUGGCCUCUGCUUGGGAGGCUGUUUUUUAUCCAAAAUUAAUGUGCUUAGGAGACAUUUGCAUUAAAUCAUCAUAUUUUUGUUCUUUUCUACAUUAUGACAUUGUGUUCUGUCUUUUUGUAUCUGUCUGUUCACCUGUGUUACUAUUUUUCAGAUGGAAUUUUCAUUUUUAUCUUUUAUAACCUUUUUUAUGCAGGAAAUUUGAAGAUAUAUUUGACGUAGAUCAUUUUAUCAAUUAUCUGAAGAAUGAUGUGCGCAUUGUACGUGAAAUUCCCUUUAACGUCCCUAUAAGGUUUAGUACACCCGUUACUCACUUUUUACGGCCAUGUAUUUAGAUUGCUUCACACAAGAUGAAUUCAAUACUGAUGUUGCACAAUCCUAGAGAGCAAGAUUUUUUUUUCUUAUGUUUUUCAUAAUCCUGCUGCUCAACGUUGGCAGCUCGUUUGACAGGAUCAUAAGAGUGCCUAUUGAUGCAUUUAUUUUAUAUACAUAUUGCUGUUAGAGAAUCUCUUUUCUUGCAAUUUUUUAGGUUGAGAGAAAUUUCUUCCCGAAGUAUAUAUAUCUCACUUACGAUAAAGUUAGUUGAGUGUACCCUUCUGACAUCCUCUAUGUUAUACUGCAUUCAUAUUUAACAUACUUCAUUGAUUUGGAGUGCAUCGACUUCCUCCAAGUUCCUUUUUGUCUUAUCCUUCAAUCCGAAGAGUCUAGAAGGUUGCAUGCGUUUGAACCGGAUUUGUGUAGUUUCCUUUCACCAAUCACGCAAUGCAGUAGGCAUAGUUUUCCUCAAUGGUGGGACCCUUCCAUACGACGGUUCAAUUUUUAUUUUGUAUGACUUCAAUGUCGCUACAGUACGAUGAUCAUUUUUUAUUUCAGUUUGGCCUUUGUUCAUAUUGGUUUAUGCUUCAGUUGUUGACUGCAAGUGUUUAUAUAAACCCCAGUGAAUACUUGUGUUGUAGUUUGUUCAUAUAAAAUCUUAAGGGCUUUAGAUUCUAUUGCAUGUUUCUGUAGAUCCAGUGGGGCCAUAUCAUCUGCAAACCAUAUAAACCAAGGCACUUCGUCCUUAUUACGUACAGUCAACGCACCAUUAGAUGAUCAACACUUAUUUGAAAUUAAGUAGAUAAACGAAAUGAGGAGAGGUGAUGUGUAAAUUCCCAUCCAGAAGAACUACUAUUUUAUCUCUUGAUUUAUAUAAAGAAAGGUAAAUCAGAGAAUUGGCCUGAAAUCAGAAAAUAUCCGAGAUAACAGCUUUUUUUCUGACAGAAUUUCUAUGACUAGAAGAAGAACCUCCAAGAGUUUCCUGUAUGUAAUUUAUUGUGAAGUUGAUCUUAAGUGAUAGUAUAUGUUGCAUGGAUUCUACCGAUCUCCUAAUAAAUAAUGAAUGCACACAUUUCUGAGUAGGCUAAAUUUAUGUCUCCCCGUUAAAUGAAUUUAACUAUUUAUGAGUUGAUGAUAAAUAUGCCUUUUAAUAUCUAUGUUUGAAGAUGUUUAAAAAUGAUUAUUUCAGCCUGUGAUUUUAGUUGACGUUCAUAUCUGGAUUGGCAGGGAAUAUGUAAGGAAUAUUCCAAAGCAUGCUUCUGCACAGUUUUACAUUGACAAUGUGCUACCACGGCUCAAGGAAAAGAGGAUGAUGUCUCUGAAGCCUUUUGUUGAUAGGCUGGGGUAACUCAUCAUUAUUAAUGUAUCUGUGAUUUUCACAAUACUUCCUUUUCUAGAUUCGUAUAGAAACAUAUAACUGUUCUUCAUUUCCUACCCUGAAGUUUUAUUAAACUGCAUGUAUUUUAUUUUUUAUUUAAUUUAAUUUUCUAUGGAAAUAGACAAACUGAUUCGCAGAUGAAUCUUGUUUCUACUAUUUUAAAUCUUCAGAUACGAGAAUGUGCCCCCAGAAAUAAACAAGCUCAGAUGCAGGGUCAACUAUCACGCUUUUAAGUUCCUGCCUGAUAUUGAAACGAUGUCUGAUAAGCUAGCCGCCCGGAUGAGGAACCGCACUGGGGGUUCCAACCCUUACAUGUAACCUACAGAAGUUGAAUUAAUUUCAAUUUUUAGUUCGUUUUCAUUUCGCAAGUCUGUUGUCAUAUUACUUUAAUAUUUUAUUUUUUCUUUCUUGACUCAGGGCGCUUCACUUGCGAUUUGAGAAAGGAAUGGUGGGUUUAUCUUUUUGUGACUUUGUUGGAACAAGGGAGGAGAAAGCUAUGUUAGCAGCUUAUCGGAAGGCGGAAUGGCCUAGACGUUACAUGGUAUUAAAUUUUGAAUCUAAAAUAGAGAAAAUGAUUAAUUUUUAACAGAACCCCGCGAAAGGUGCUAAACCGUGAUGAGUUAAUGAGAAAAAAAUGAUGAGUUUUUACCAUGUCUUUUAUUAACGGGCUAAUUUGUAGAGAUCGGUUCAUCUAUAUCUAGGAUGGUUCUCACCUCUGGCGUCAAGCUUUGCAAAAGCGAAAGGCUGGGCGUUGUCCACUUGAACCCAGUGAAAUUGCUGUGAUUCUGCGUUCAAUGGGGUAUCCAAAAGAGACACAAAUAUACGUUGCUUCUGGACAAGUCUAUGGUGGACAGAAUCGAAUGGCUCCUCUGAGAAAUAUGUUUCCAAAUUUGGUAAGUUGAUUCUUUGGCACAUAUUACUCUUGUAUAAAAUAGUUGACUUCUCACUGGUAGUGGUUUUGGUUAAUGAUCUACUUGGUUGCAAAAUUGUUUUUGUAAUUUAGAUACUCCCAGAAAAGUGGUUUUUUGGUAUCCAUUUGCUAAUUCACAAGAAUGGCUCUCUAGUUACCUAAGACAGUUUUCCUAGCUGUGGGGUUUACUAAUCUCUUUUAUUCUUCCUGCUACCGUUUCUGUUUCUUCAUUUCUUCAUUUCUAUAUGAACGUUUUUGAUUAUUCAUGAUGGGUUUUAAAAGAGAGUAGGUUCAUGUUCUAGGACACCAAACUCUUGUUAUUUUGAAUUAUUAUGGUUCAUGGUAUGCUUGUGUUCCUCAAUGUGUAUGUAUCAUUUAUGAUAGUCUUUUUUUCUAUGUUUGUGUUUCCUAUUUGUGAAGUACAUGUGAAGUAAUUAUAAUCAAAUAAUCAUAGGAGUAAUACAGAUUUGUUUAGUCAACCCAUAUUUCUUCUAGGUAUUUAAAUAUUAUCUUUGCAUUAUCUCGCUCAUUCAGUCUAUAGAAAAAUUUGCUCACCCACUUGCUUAAAGCGUGGAUGAGAAAAUGAGCUCAAGACCUUGUUGCCUCUGUACUUUUCUUUUCAACUGCUUUUCUAUUGCUUCACUAGCGGAGAAAAAAAUGAGACUUUACAAUGUAUGUGUCAAUGUACUACCCUUUACAAUAUCAUUCCAUGACAUCCUUUUCUGAACGAAAAAAUCCAGGUUCGAUGAACUUCAUUUAUUAUUUUACAUUAUCCAUUUUAUACAAAAAGAAAUAAUGACUCUUGCGUUGUUCCCCCUUUUUUAUAUAUUUUAUUUUUUGUAUAAAUCUUCGUAUUCAUAUUGUAUUCUUCACAUGAUUUCUAAUUCCUUUUAUGCUGCAAUCUUCAUCACUCCUCUCCUCCCCCCCCCCAUACUACUCUCUUAAAUCAAGUGUAUGAUUUUUGGGUCUUUUCCCCACAGAUUACGAAGGAGGAGCUAGCAACCAAAGAAGAACUGAAUCAUUUCAGGAAACAUGUCACAAGCUUGGCCGCCCUCGACUUCCUGGUGUGUCUGAAAUCUGACGUCUUUGUAAUGACCCACGGCGGCAACUUUGCAAAGCUCAUAAUUGGGGCCCGCCGGUACAUGGGACACAGGCUCAAGUCCAUAAAGCCGGACAAGGGCCUCAUGGCCAAGUCCUUUGGGGACCCCUACAUGGGCUGGGCAUCCUUUGUGGAGGAUGUUGUGAUCACCCACCAGACUCGCACCGGCCUCCCGGAGGAAACAUUUCCCAACUACGAUAUCUGGGAGAACCCUCUCACCCCAUGCAUGUGUAAAGUAUCACCCCAUAAGUAA
This is a messenger RNA of Spirodela intermedia, 11227 nucleotides long. NCBI's taxonomy places the organism in Eukaryota, Viridiplantae, Streptophyta, Magnoliopsida, Alismatales, Araceae. The record is from the annotation of a GenBank genome assembly.